Mizuhopecten yessoensis (Yesso scallop) is the source of this 4146-nucleotide messenger RNA. Its product is annotated as transcription factor ETV6-like. Gene Ontology annotation, molecular function: DNA-binding transcription factor activity, RNA polymerase II-specific; sequence-specific DNA binding. Gene Ontology annotation, cellular component: nucleus. NCBI's taxonomy places the organism in Eukaryota, Metazoa, Mollusca, Bivalvia, Pectinida, Pectinidae. Gene Ontology annotation, biological process: regulation of transcription by RNA polymerase II; cell differentiation. The record is from RefSeq and is a predicted model, not a curated record. The transcript has 10 exons. Bases 142 to 1920 code for a protein of 592 amino acids.
CAAGGGAAGUGUACUUAAAUGUGAUUUAAUUGUGACUGCAAUGUAUGUAUGUGUGUGUACGUGUGUAAAUGAGCUCCGUGAGUGUACAGGCACCGUGGAGAGACAAUAGAGAGAUCACACGCCCCUACGUACAAUGGUCGGAUGUCUUAUAUAAGUGGCCGUAACCACCGUCUGCUGGACGCUUCCACACAGGAUAUGAUGUAUAACGGCUGGCAACAUACAGUGUACCAACCCGUAGCCCAGCCAGUGGUAUUACCGGCCAGCCUUGCCAAACAUCCUCAACAAUGGAGCAAGCAUGAGGUGGGUGUGUGGCUCAAGUGGUGUUCGGAGGAGUACAGUAUUGACCACAUCCCUCCGGACAAAAUAGACAUGAACGGUAAAGCGUUAUGUCUACUGGGUCGUGAGGACUUCAUGGCAAGGAUUCCAAAAAAUGGUGACCUCUUAUACAACGCCCUACAAAAACUUGUACAGCGAAACCCUGCAAACCUGGUCUGUUCGCCAGUGCCGACGUCGUAUCGUCCGUCCAUACUUCCACCUGUCAGCACCAGCUAUUCAACAGCAGCAUUUCAGCAAAACAGGGGAGAUACUAAUCCUAACGCCGGACUGAUCGUCCUAAGCUCUUCUGAUUCCUCACAUCCUACAACAACGUCCUCUCCUGCUCUUCUAGGACAUCAACAACGUCCACUGGUCACAAUUUUACCUCAGCCACCCAAGGCCACUCCCCUUCAUCUCCAUAACCCGACCGUCGCCAACCAUAACACACCUAAUUUGCAUCAAAAUGACGUAUUAUUACCGCCUACAUCCGUACCAGGAGUCUUAAGCCCCGCCCCUACGAUUGCUGACACUGACAGCGCAUCCGAUGAGGAGCCAGUGACGGACCCGGACGAAGCUGAGAAAAUACAUGAGGAGAAUAACUUAUGCGACACCAUGGCAUUCCCUCCCAACAUGCCGUCGGCACUUUCUUCUGGAGACUCAGCCCUGUCACAUUCGCUCAUGCUCCGCAAACAGGACUCCGAGUGUCGUUUGCUCUGGGAGUUUAUAUAUCAACUGCUACAGAACCCCCAACAUUACAGUAACUACGUGUGUUGGGAGAACACACAUGAUUACGUGUUCCGAAUAAUAAAUCCCACAGGCCUCGCCCAGCUGUGGGGACACCAGAAGAACAGGACCAAUAUGACGUAUGAGAAGCUAUCCAGAGCUCUCAGGUACUACUACCGGAUGAACAUCAUUAAAAAGGUCUCGGGUCGUCGCCUCACAUAUCAGUUUCUCCAAGCUCCGUCCAAAAUCCAAAAGGGUCAGAGAGGUGCGAAACCCCACAGUAAAACCAUAUCACCACCCCAUACGCCGGUCAAGCACGAGGUUGAGGAGGAGGAGAGUUCCGAACGGGUAGAGGAGGUGGAUGAACGAUCACAAACUUCACCCAACAUUCCGUCAAUUAUCAAAUCAGAAUAUCACUCCAGUGACACUUCACAGAAUAACUUCACUAAUCACUUCUGUAAUGAUUUUACGUCUGGACUUCCCUUCAACGACGGUUUUAUGAAUAUUCCUAAAAGUGUUCAUCAGCACGAUGAUGGCAUCAUGAGUGGAUUCCACCUAACAGACACUGCUGAUCACAUUGAAAAAAGUAGAGUGAGUCCGAGUAACUCUUUAUGUCUUGAAGGUGUACCGAAAAUGUUCAAUUCGAGCGGAGUAAAAUCUGAAGGAGGAACGCCGUCUAGGAACUCACCCUUUUCUGAAGACACAGAAACAUCGGUAAAAAUAGAAGCUCAAAGUGAGCCAGAGGAUCUGUCUAUGAACACAUUAAAACGUCAGUACUCGCAGACUUUUAAUAAUACACUGGAGGAAAGUGUUGUGAAACACCAAAGAGACAGCCAUGGUAACCGUUUACCAGUCAACGCGUUAUUUAAACAACUCAGCUGACGGUCAUUCGUGUCACGUCAGGACAUGUGCUGUUAACGGUUUUUACAAAUACCUACACACACAUUUUAUACAUUCCCUACAUUAUAGAGUAGGCAGUACGUUUUCUCGACAGAACAACGAAAGUGUAUCCUUACAGUGCUUUCUAUUGUAUUACGCCCGUAUAGAUUUAUACAUGUUAAACCAGAUGGGUUUUUUUUCAAAUUAUUUUAAAUAUGUAUUUGCAUAUUAGUGAUUAGUUUGAUACUUCCAAAACAUAUUUAUGAGUAAGAAGGAUUCGAGGAUUAGUUUGUGGAAAACAAUUGAUCUGAUAAGUAAAUUAGAUGCUUCCUAAUGUAGUAUUGCGAUCAAAAUUAUUUCCUUCUAAGAUCGCUUUCUUACGACUUCCAUUCCAAAACCCUAUAUUUUAAACAUUGAAUUGAAAGUACUUUCAAUAUUUUAAAAGUUUGUAAAAUAAAUCUAAAUGCAUCUUAUCCUUAGUUUAUAGUAUGCUGGUCAAGGGAGGCUACUCCAUAUUCUACAUACAGAUCAAGUAAGGAUAGAGUUAAUCUCAGUACAGCCAUACAACGGUUCAGUCAUUUAAUUCUCACUCUAAUGAUUACUAGAAACCGAAUUAUGUCAUGUUUUAUUCAAGUUUAGAUAAAAAAAAAGCAUCUUGAGAUAUUCCACAAAUUGUACUAUACUUUAUCGGGUACAAUCAAUAUGUUAUCUUCAAACGUUUCUCUGAACGCAUGAACAAUUCUCAGGAUACAAAAAAUGGGAUCAUUCUUUCCUAAAACGGAUAAUAAAGUGUUUUGAAGCAUUCAUUGUUCAGAUUAAAUGGGUAGUUUAACAAUAGGUAGAUCAACUAGUCUUGCUUCGCAUUAAAUACCUCACUAACAUGGUUUAGAGAUACUUGAAUCACGAUGAGAAAAAAAUAAGUAUAAUAAACACUAUUUUUGAUGUUUCGUAUUUAAAACGAUGUAGAGUCAUCUUUAUAUUUGUUUCAUUUGAAAAACUUCUAUCUAUUUCAAAAGCGAUUUCUCAAUCGAAUGUUAAAUGUAUUUAUCAUUUGACAUCUCGAGGAACUCGACGCCUUGGAAGGGUCUCUUACUAACCAGUCUAUGAAAUAUCUAGAUAAAAUGACUAAUAUGUAACCUAUCAAAAUAUCCAUAAUUAAAUAAAUGUGUUAAAUAUUUCAGAUGCUCUGAUGUUAAGUGUCCCAACCUAGAGUCGAGAAGCUACGAAAUGGAUUUUUUUUUUCCAUACAGUAUAUUAAGCAAGAAAGUCAGGAUUCAAAAACAUUUUCUCAUAAUCGCUACUGAUGUAUUAUGUUCACUUUACUGUAAACAGCUGAAUUUGGUUGUGGAAACAUGAAGAAAAAGCUGUUUCUUACAAAGGUAGAAAAACGUGUGAUUCUGUGUAUCAUUUCGGGAAAUAGAUCAUUGGAGACUAGGUUAAAAGAAGACAACUGCACUCGAACAAUCUGUAGGAUGAUGACUUGUUGAAAAACGGUUGUAACAUAUAAAACUAGAAGUGAUAUAUAUUAUAACUUGAUGAUAUAAAACUGCUAAAGACGUGUUGUCACAUAUGCAAUAAAAUCUGCAAUUUGUUUUUUGUUCUUCAACAUGUCAAAUGUUGGUGUUAUCUAUAUAUUUAAAGAAAAGAAAAAAUCGACCGCGUGCCUGUGCAAUGAACUAUUCAUAAGAAUGUGAAGUGAACUAAUGACAUGUUUAUGUGCUAUAAACCGUUCAUAAGAAUGUGAAGUGAACUUAUCACAUGUUUCUGUGCUAUAAACCGUUCAUAAGAAUGUGAAGUGAACUAAUGACAUGUUUCUGUGCUAUAAACCGUUCAUAAGAAUGGGAAGUGAACGUAUCACAUGUUUCUUUGCUAUAAACCGUUCAUAAGAAUGUGAAGUGAACUUAUCACAUGUUUCUGUGCUAUAAACCGUUCAUAAGAAUGUGAAGUGAACUAAUCACAUGUUCCUGUACUACAAACUCAUAAUAAUGUGAAGUGAACUUAUCACAUGUUUCUGUGCUAUAAACCGUUCAUAAGAAUGUGAAGUGAACUAAUUGCAUUCAUGUUAUUAUUAUUGCAUUUCACCUUAAGUUUUCAAACUACAAUGUACAUUGAAUUGUAAAGAAUAGUUAUGACGUCACCUUAUUUGCAUUGUUACGAAAUGUAAUUUUACGUAUAAACGUGUUAUGUACCAUUAUACUGGUCGUUACAAUACAUUCACUUGUUUUCAAG